CCCAUCCCAUCCCAUCCUAUCCCGCCCCAUCGGCAUUGCAGUGCAGGACCAGUCUUUCUCCUCUCUUUCUCUCAGGGUGCCUCUCCUCUCCUGUGUACGCAUCCUCACUAGGGGGAAGAAAGGGCGGAAAAGGGUCUCAUUCGCAUAGCCAUCUGCACCCCAUCCUUUGAACUCUUCACUUCCUCCUUCCUCUCCCUUUCCUCUCGCUACUUCUUCUUCUUUCUUCUUGCCCAUUCUCUUUUCUUUCUCGUAACUGGCUCAGUCAUCUCCAUCCAUCCCCUUUGCAUGGCCGCACCACUCUCACUCUCUUCUUGAAAUUAUCCAUUUAACCGCCAAUCUCCAAGAUGGAUCCUACACUGCAAGAGUUCUACUCUCUCUCGCGUUCAGCCUCGCAAGAGCGUCCCAUGAGCGAACUCCUGUCCACGUCUCACAGCCUCCGUCCCUCACGGAGUUCAUCCAGACAACAACACCAUCAAGACCGACCCGCCAGUGCCAAUGUCUAUGCCUGGUCGCACUACCGCCCGAUGUCUGUGCCCUCAAUCGCGCAGAUCUACCUCCAGCCAAAUUACCAGCCUAGCAACCAGGAAGCACUUCGGCCAGGUCCAGGCUCUUCUCAUCAGAGACACCAUACUUCAGGUAGCACUCCUGACUACUCAUAUCGCGCAGCUGCUACAGAGACACAGGCCCUGAGUAACGGCGACGGUGACUCGACGCAGACUGACCCUCAAGGGUUUCAAUCGCAGCAUGACCCUUCCAUAUAUACCGCAAACGACGAGAACAAUGCGGGGACAUCGAAUGAUCAACACGCUCACGUGGAGCGGCUGGAGGAUCUGGACGACUAUGGGCCAUAUUCUGCAAACCAGAGGCCACAGUCGAAUGCUGGACCGUACAAUAACUACAGUAACGAUGGCCUGCAUGGUGAGGAUAUGGAUGGGGAUCGUCAUGAUGAGAGGUCGAUGCUGUUGACCCCUCAGAAGCCUACGCCGACCCCUUUGCCCAGGGUCCCUCUCUUCGUGCUGAGCAUUGUCAUCUUCUCGGACCCCCUGACCUCGACGAUCCUGUUCCCCUUUGUGUACUUUAUGGUAUGGGACUUUCAUCUCACCGAUAAUGAGGACGAGAUCGGCUUCUUCUGCGGCUUGAUCGCGUCGUCCUUCUUCUUUGCGCAGUUCUGUACCUCCAUCUUCUGGGGCUACAUGUCCGACAGAUAUGGCAGACGGCCCAUCCUUCUCUUCGGCCUAUGUGGGUCGACCAUUGCAUGUAUCUUUUUCGGGCUGAGCAAGAGUCUGGCCUGGGCCAUCAUCAGUCGAUCCAUGUGCGGUCUCCUCAAUGGAAACGUUGGCGUAGCCAAAUCGAUGCUUGGUGAGAUUGCGGACCAUACAAAUCAAUCGCAGGCCUUUAGCAUCUUUGGUUUUGCAUGGGGCAUUGGAAUGAUUGUUGGACCGGUCUUGGGAGGAUAUCUCGCCAAUCCUGCAAAGACAUUUCCUGAUAUCUUUGGCAACUGGGCGUUCUUUAUCGAAUACCCUUACUUUCUCCCAUGCUUUGUUGCUGCCAUGGGUAGCGUGGUCGGGUUCAUAGUCGGCUAUUUUUUCCUGGAAGAAACCAAGGGCAGAAAAAAUACUGCUGAGGAGGAAGCGCAACUUCAGGAGGAUGAUGUUUAUUCAGACAGCUACCAAAACGACGACCAAGAAAUGGAAGAGGGCCCCUCCGGUACAAAUCAAUAUUCUCAGCUUGCUAAACCCACUGGUACUAAUGCUGAUGCCACAGCCACAGCGUCCACUGAUGUCGAUCUCGAGCGCCAAUCGUUCAUGAUGACUCCAAGUAUGUCACAGCCGCAGCAGGUCAAAUCCGGGAAGCGUCGUAACCUAGGUCGAUCGCAAUACGGAUCCAUGAUGACCUUGGCCUUGGAUACAAGAGACAAUGGCUUAUCGCAGCACAUCCCAGAUACUUAUACAUCUAUCUCUGCAAGGUCGACACUCUCACGGAGAGUGAACCCAACAAGAACGAGCAAUAUCCCCGAAAGACGCCUUUCAGUAUCCGUUAUCGACGCCAUGGGCCGUAAUUAUGUCGAGCGAUCGAUCGGCUCCAGAUACUCGUCAUUCUAUGCGUCUCGGCCACUUUCAUCUGGCGGAAUAUUCUCGGGUGCAGAUCCGUUCCUAAUGAACUCGCAAGGGGUGACCACGAUCCCUGCGGACGCAACAUCCCUCAGCCUAUAUGGAUACAUGAUGGACGACCACGAUGACCCUGAAUCUGGAAGGCGGAAUAGAAUGUCCGUCGCACCAUCCCAGGUCUUUGUCCUGCCGCCGGAUCCCGAAAACAAAGACCCAAAUCAGCCUGUCCAGUUGUUUGUCGUCCAGUCCGAUACUGGAUUAUCUCCGCUCUCGAUUACGACCAUUGUCGCCUACGCAAUGCUAGCGCUGCACACGAUCAUCUUCGAAGAGGUCUACACUCUAUAUACGGUUACGCCCUUGGCAUCCCAUGGAUUGGGCUGGGAUGCAAUUCAGCUAUCGACCAGUCUUGCCUGCAUGGGUCUCGUGCAGCUGUUCCUACAGUUUGUGGUCUACCCCAAGCUGGAGCGGCGAUUUUCAGCAGUGUGGCUCUUCCGAUGUGCACAGCUUAUGUAUGUCUGUGUCUAUCUCUCCCUCCCGAUGAUUCGCGCCUUUGCAGUAGACGAGGAGGAUACGGAGACUGGCGGACAGAUCCCGCGCGUGCGAUAUUUAGUCCUGACCGUCCUAGUCUUCAAGUAUUUUUGCAGCGUCUUUUCAUACACGUCCAUUAUGGUCAUGAUCACGAAUUCGUCGCCGCCUCAUCUGCUCGGCACCAUCAAUGGCAUCGGGCAAACGUCGGCCUCGUUCAUGCGCGCAUUCGGGCCCGCCUUGGGCGGAAUUCUCUGGGCCUGGUCGCUGUCGAACAAGCUGAGCUUCCCAUUCAAUUACUUUUUCGUCUUUUUCCUUAUUGGUAUGAUUGCUAUUAUGGGCUUCAUCCAUAGUCUCUCGAUCCCACGCGACCUUGGUCAAUAG
Molecule: messenger RNA, 3017 nt
Organism: Gamsiella multidivaricata
Lineage: Eukaryota; Fungi; Mortierellomycota; Mortierellomycetes; Mortierellales; Mortierellaceae
Product: major facilitator superfamily domain-containing protein
Exons: 7
Coding region: 345-3017 (890 amino acids)
Biological process (GO): transmembrane transport
Molecular function (GO): transmembrane transporter activity
Source: RefSeq, a predicted model, not a curated record